Molecule: messenger RNA, 867 nt
Organism: Anopheles marshallii
Lineage: Eukaryota; Metazoa; Arthropoda; Insecta; Diptera; Culicidae
Product: keratin, type I cytoskeletal 9-like
Exons: 2
Coding region: 1-867 (288 amino acids)
Source: RefSeq, a predicted model, not a curated record
AUGGCUGGUGAAAGUCCACCGAGACGAUUAUCGCAGAUAUUCGACCCGCUCAUGAGUUUAAGUGAGCUCCAGGCCCAGAUACAGCAGCAGCAACAUCAGUUGGCUCACCUAAAGUACACCAGUGGUGGGGGAAGUGGCGGUGGCAGUAGUGGCGGCUGUCCAACACCGCCACUGGCGCCUCACCCACACAGUGGCAUGGGUAUACCGCCGAUGGCAAACUCUUCCUCGACUCAAACGUUCUCGUCUUCCUCGACGCUACAGCACCAUCAUGGAGGAGUUGGUGGUGUAGGUGGUGGUGGUGGCGGCGGUGGUCAUCCAAAUGGUGGAGCAGGUUACUACAAUACGACAGCGUCAUCCUCGACGUCUUUGUCAUCCGUGUCAAAUCAGAGCACGAAGCUAAGCUCUAGUAGCAGUACCGGCAGCUAUAUCGGUGGAACGCUCGGUUCUGGUGGUAGCGGGAGUGGUGGUGGUGGCGGUCCGGGAGGCGGGGUUCUACCAGUGCCUCCACCGCAUGUUUUGGGCAGGAUAAUGAUGGGCUCAAGAUCAACACCAAACAGUCCACGGUUGAUGAGCCGUCGAAAUGGGAGCGGUUCGAAACCUCCACCAGUUCCACAAAAACCGAAUGCAGCCUACAUCGCUAACCCGUCACUCGUUGCACUAGAUUGUGAUGCUCCUUGGCCACCAAUCAGCAGCCUUGGCCCAGAUCCACUCUCGAUGGUGGAAGGACAUCAUCAUCUAGGGGGCAGUGGUGGAGGAGGAUAUCUACAUCAUCAACCAGAGCCACCGUACCAGCACGUCAUGGGCUCAGCAGCAUCACGCCAGCAGCAUGGUGGCGAUACGUUCUUUAACCUCAUCGUCGCGUUGUAA